Messenger RNA from Thunnus maccoyii (southern bluefin tuna), 2138 nucleotides. It is a transcript of the gene tmbim1a, whose product is annotated as transmembrane BAX inhibitor motif containing 1a. Lineage: Eukaryota; Metazoa; Chordata; Actinopteri; Scombriformes; Scombridae. Bases 252 to 1256 code for a protein of 334 amino acids. The transcript is spliced from 12 exons. Gene Ontology annotation, biological process: negative regulation of apoptotic signaling pathway. The record is from RefSeq and is a predicted model, not a curated record. Gene Ontology annotation, cellular component: Golgi apparatus; endoplasmic reticulum; membrane.
UGUUCCAGGAAAUGUUCUUCACUGCUCCCUCACAUCUGGCUGCUACUGCUGCUCAACACACACCCGGACAGGCAGGCUGCUGUACAAGUUCAUAAUAAUCCAUUUAUCAAAUCUUUACAUUAGUAGAGAGUGUUUUUGGUAAGCAAGGAGGGCGUGGUUGGCAGCAGAAAGCCUUCCAGUUUGCUCAUUUUGCUCGGUGGGAAUUAAAACAACCAGAUUGUUCCUGUCCUUGGGAUCUCUCUCUUGGCGACAUGUCCAGGUCAGACUACCCUCCAGGGUACAAUGACUCCUACGGCCCACUGUAUGCACCUCAGGCUUACCCACCACCCCCAACAUAUGGCUUCAGUGGUCCUCAGCCAGGCCAGCCCUCUGCUCCCUACCCCCCUGGUGGUCCAAAUGCCCCUCUGUACACGGGUCAGCCAGGGGGAUAUCCUCCCGGACCGUACCCAGGACAGCCUCACCCCGAUGGGCCUCCACGAGCCGGCUACCCUAAUCACCCUCCCAUGCCCCCCGUCAUCCCACCUACCAUACCAACAGAUGUCUUGAGCUCUGGUGACGAGUUUGCAGCAAGCGGCAGUGGUUGGGACAGUAUGAGCAUUCGGCACGCCUUCAUCAGGAAGGUGUAUUUGAUUCUGGCGUCUCAGCUGCUUGUCACCACAGCCAUUGUGGCUGUGUUCACAUUUGUCGAGCCUGUCAGAGUUUUCGUACAGCGAAACCAAGCUGUGUACUGGGCAUCAUAUGCUGUGUAUAUCAUCACCCACCUUGUGCUGGUCUGCUGUAAGGGCCCCCGGAGGAAGUUCCCAUGGAACGUCAUUCUGCUGCUCAUCUUUACUCUGGCUUUGUCCUACAUGACUGGAUCCAUAUCCAGUUAUUAUAACACAAAAGCAGUGUUUCUUGCCCUGGCUAUCACUGCUGUCGUUUGCAUCGCCGUCACCGUCUUCUGCUUCCAGACAAAGGUUGACUUCACCAAGUGCCAGGGCCUGUUCUGUGUCCUCGGUAUUGUGAUAUUCGUAACCGGCAUCAUUACAACCAUUGUGCUGUCUUUCAAAUACAUUCUGUGGCUUCACAUGCUGUAUGCAGCUUUGGGAGCCAUUGCCUUCACCCUGUUCUUAGCGUACCACACACAGCUGCUGAUAGGAAACAGGAAGCACUCAAUCAGCCCAGAAGAAUACGUGUUUGCCGCGCUCUCCAUCUACGUCGAUAUUGUCCAGAUCUUCCUGUUCCUGCUGCAGAUCAUCGGCGCUUCGACCAAAUAAAUCCACAGAGGUGCACACAGACACCCUGCUGCAAAACCAUUCCAUGCUCUGUAAAACCUUUGCUUCGUUUCCAGUCAAAAUCAUAAAAUGAUGUUGUUCUCCAGGGAAAAUUACUAAAGGGCUGAAUUUGAGAUUUUGUCAUAGUGUAAGUUAUUCCUAUGCACAAAAAAUGCACUUUUUCUAAAAUAUUUCUGCAACUUACCAGUGUUUAACAAAAGUACUAAUACUACAAUAUCAAAUAAUAUACAGUAUCUACAGACACUGGAAAGUCAGUUGCAACAUUUAGUCGCUCUUGCUGGACUGAAGGCAGAAAGUGUCUGUAUAUUUUAUAUCUGCAUGUAGACAUGGUGCUAUACAUGAACUGUCUGUACAGAAUGAGAAAAUGAGCAAACAUGUUUGGUCUAACCAUCAAACUCUAAUUUGCCACUGAAGUACAGCUCAGUGCACCUGAUGACAUCCUCAGAUCUGCUGUCAUCGGGUUCAUGUUAGCGACCCUUUGCUGAUGGUCUUUAAUACAUGUGUUGCUAUGUUGUAACUAUUUACAUACAUCACGAGUGCCUUAGCAAUGACAAGGUUUCUGAAAUACAGGGUUAUACCCAAUAAGCUUUUAUAGUAUUGUUAGAUAAUGUGCUUUUUGCCACAAUCAGGUGUCUGUUUAUAUAUUCUUGUCUUACGGUCAGAGUUGGUUGACAUACUGAGUGCUUACAGUGUGGGUUUCAUCAUACAAGGUAGCACAAUCAGUGCCAUUGGGACAUUUCUAAAAGUUGAUGAGUUCCAGCUUAUGCAGCAGUUACUGGUGGGAAACGGUUUGUAAAUAUAAAUAUCAAUGCUGAAAAGAGUCUUGUUUGCCUUUUCAUAUCAAAUAAAGAUAUAUAUUUGUGA